AUGGAUGAAUUACAUCCACUUUUCAGGAGUGAUGUACCUUCUACCAAUGAGUUGAGAUCUAAUGAUAUAUACUCAGCUCUCGUUGAAAUCUCCACUCAAAAGAGUCAGAAUACUUCAAAAAAUAAUGCAAGGUUUCAUUCGUCAAAAGCGGAUAAGAACUUAUCUGAAGUCUCAGUAAUUUCAAAAAGUAUUAAUAAAAAAUACAAUUGUGAGAAACACAUAAAAAGCAGGUAUAAGCGUCAUUUAAACAAAAUAAAGGCAACAAAAUUAAAUAUGGAACAGGAAAAGAGACAAGAAAUUCCUGAUAACAUUAGUACUGAAGACCAUUCAAAUACCAAUGAUAUUAAUAAUGAUAAAGAAGAAAGGGAAUUUGCUGAAAUGGAACUCUGUAUGUCUAUUUGGUCUAGCAAAAAUGUACUUUCAGGGUAA
Molecule: messenger RNA, 429 nt
Organism: Cryptosporidium ubiquitum
Lineage: Eukaryota; Apicomplexa; Conoidasida; Eucoccidiorida; Cryptosporidiidae
Exons: 1
Coding region: 1-429 (142 amino acids)
Source: RefSeq, a predicted model, not a curated record